GUAAGUAAUCGUAUUUGUCUAGAUUUAUUUGUCUUGAAUGAGCAUUGUAUUUUUUAUUUGUUCAUAUUCGUUUGCUUAAAUAACCUCACCUAACCUGGCCACUUUAUAUAUUGCCUUUUAUUGUGUAUUUCUUUUUAUUUAGAUUUUUUUGUAGAUAAUGGCUGAAGCCAAUAUCACUGAUUUUGUUGCUAAAAAACUUCAAGAGUGGGGAUUUGGUGAUUUUAUAGAUAAUUUUCGUCGAGAACAAAUCGAUCAAGAAUCAUUAAAAUUGUUAGACACGGAUACGAUAAAAGUUCUCAUUCCACCAGCUGGUCCACGAUUAAAGUUUACAAAACUAUUAGCUGAAUACAAAUCCUCAAUUGAAGAAGUAUUACUCGAAGCGACAAUACCUACUACUUCCAGUAGUAUAAAUGAUAUUGAUCUAACAAGUGUAUCUGAAUCAGAAAGUUCAUUAGCAUCAUCUGAUUAUUCUUGUCCUUCUGCACGUAUAUCUUUUGAUUCAGUUAGUCUUGAUCUAAAACAAAUAUUGGAAAAGAAGUACCCAAAUAUUUUGUCGUUGCUAAUAGAAAAUAAACAGAUUGGUUGGUGUGAUAAGCAACGAAUUAAUCGAAUAUUUGUUUCGGCACUUACUGAAAAAUAUGGGCCUUUUCCCAGUACAGCACGGAAGGCCAAUUUGGCACAGCUAAUCAUACAAGAAUUUCCAUCAUUGAAAGGUCACGAAGGGAAAGGCUAUGAACAGUGGUUCUGUCAAGGACAAAACGGAAGCGCGUCAUCUGGACUUAUUGAAGAACGAAUAAAAAAUUGGAGAAAACGUCUUAGUCCUGGGGAUAAAACAGCAUUUGGAAUUCGGAAGAGAAAGGCAUCUGAAGACAAAGAGGCAAGAAAAAAUACAGCAAUCAGCCAAGAAGUUAUACAAAUGCAACAGUGGUUGAAAGAAAAUUCUACGCCAAGAUCUGUUGUAAUUGAACGUAUGCGUGAUACUGCAGCUGCAAGAGACGUCUUUAUUUUUGACGAAAAGCAUACUCUUACGGAAAUUCUUGAUGCCUGGCCUCGUUUAUUAGAUGCAGAAAUUAUAGAUACUGAAUUCGUACGACGAUAUUCACAACAGCAAGGAGAUGCUUUCUGCAGUGAAUUUGGGUUGCUUUCAGAAAAAAUAAUUUUUCAAGCCAAAAAUUGCGGUCGUACAGCAGCUGAAAAAUUUGCACUAGAAUUAAGUGCUGCACAAGAUUCUGAUCGGAACAUAUCUGCAUUGAGAUUGCUUCCAUUUCUUCUCCCUCAAACGUCAUUUUUAAUUAAGGAGCAAGGUAAAAAGGAAACAACCAGAAUCAAACCAACUUCACAAGUUUCCAAAUUACAUUUUAUCGAUGUUAUUCCUGAAGCAACAAAUUUGGAUUACUAUCUUACUAAUGAUCGUUUAGGACCAGAUAAGCGUCGAAAACAACCAUUUGUUCUGCUUACUGGAGAUGAGUCUCGACCAUCACAAAUUUUUGUUAUCGUAGAAAAUCAUGCUAUUAAUGCGCCGACUGUUCUGAAAGGUGUGGACUUAUGUUUUAAAAUACAUUUUAUUUGUGAUAUAGAUUAUUCUGAAUUCUGCAAAAAUGUAUGGUAUUUUUUAGAUAUUGUAUUUUAUAAAACUGCUACUCUUAGUGAUAAGCAUAUUCCAGCUUCUGUUCGAGAAUUAAAAGCGCAGCUAUUUUCUCAGGUUUCAGAAUAAUCAUGAAAUGUCCAAAA
This is a messenger RNA of Wasmannia auropunctata (little fire ant), 1731 nucleotides long. RefSeq lists its product as uncharacterized. The transcript has 6 exons. The record is from RefSeq and is a predicted model, not a curated record. NCBI's taxonomy places the organism in Eukaryota, Metazoa, Arthropoda, Insecta, Hymenoptera, Formicidae. Bases 158 to 1714 code for a protein of 518 amino acids.